This is a messenger RNA of Schistocerca piceifrons (Central American locust), 1677 nucleotides long. RefSeq lists its product as uncharacterized. The record is from RefSeq and is a predicted model, not a curated record. Gene Ontology annotation, cellular component: motile cilium. Bases 22 to 1677 code for a protein of 551 amino acids. Gene Ontology annotation, molecular function: protein binding. The transcript is spliced from 14 exons. NCBI's taxonomy places the organism in Eukaryota, Metazoa, Arthropoda, Insecta, Orthoptera, Acrididae.
UUGAAACAACAUACACCCACAAUGCCACCAUUCAAGCAAAGAGGACAUCUUGUGGAGUCUGUGUACUUACCUAAAACAAGACUGGCUAUCACUGCGACAACCAAAGGAGCUGUCAUUAUAUGGACUGAUGCAGAAUGUUCAGAGUCUUCUUAUUCAGAGGAACGAACCACAAAUGCUAUGGAAUUAAAGAAAAUCCUUCAAUUGGAGAAACAUCCUAUUACAGUUUUAAGAGCUGUUGACAAAGUGGUUGUGACAGGAAAUACAAAGGGUCGUAUCUCUUUUUAUGACCACCAACUGAAAAUCCUUUACUGGUGCCACAAGUUCAAUCUUGAUUCUAUAACAGGCAUAAACUUUCAUCUCCGCUCACGCUAUCGCCAUCUCAAAGACCAGUCUGUGUUUGAUGUAGGGACAUCGGAGCACUCACAUGCCAGAAUUUCAAAAGGAGAUGAUCUUGAUGAACAAGUACUUUCUCGUGAUGCAACCCUUCAGAAAAACCUGUUCAUUAUUCGUGAAUUUGUUGUUUGCACAGAAUCUGGCCAAGUUGGACUUGUAAAUGUUAUGAGGAAUGCUUGUGAGUUUCUCCUUGAUAGAUCAGUAGGAGUCAUAUCAUCAAUGGCAGUGCAUCCUGAGAAAACACAUUUGUGCAUUGGGAAUUCCUGUGGGCAGCUUUUCCUUUGGAAUCACAGAACCAAAGAAUGUUUAAAAAGUAAAAGAUUUACAUCUGAUAAUAUGAGUAUCAUCUCUGCUAUCACAGCUUUACAAUAUGCACCAUCAGGCCUCUUUCUUGCAUGUGGUCUUGACAAUGGCUCACUCUGGUUUCUUGAUACUUCAGUUUUGGCACCUCUCCAAGAGUCUUGCCAGCAACAUUCCACAUCAAAAAUCACUCAGAUUAUUUUUUCUGAGGAUUCAAGGUAUCUCGCACAUAAAGUAAGUGGAAUGACUUCCGUUUUAUGCAUUCAUUUACUCUGUAAGAAAGGAGUAAGAUUUUUGGGUUUUCAAGAUGAACCAGUAGAGGUUUCUAGCCCAGAAGUGGGCGACCUCUACAAAUUGUAUGUCACAAGUGCUCAAGCCCAGCACCAAUUUGAAUUGGAGAGCAAAAUAGGACUUAAAGACUGUAAAGCUACUCUUAGUAGGCCAGGUGAGCCAGUGAUUUAUCUUAAUUUAAGUGUAAUCAUUGGAAGGGCACUUUGUUCUGACAUAUUUGGAUAUGGGGCACAUGAAUUGGUUGUCAGUCUUGAUCUCAUAGAUAAGAGGAGACUGAAAACUGUGGGCUACAGAUUGCAUGCAAUAGGGGAUAUAUAUAUUGGCCACAACAUCUUGCCAAUGGCAGCACAGCAUCUCUUGCCGCAACUAUCACAAGUGUAUGUGGCUGCUGAGGCAGGAGCAGUGGUAGCGUUGCGAAGCUUUUUCUGCCUUAAUCUGUCUAACAAGCCUUCAUCAUGCUUCGACAUUCCAGAUGAUAUUUCAUCACACCACUCUGGUCUCAUUCUAGCCCGUGCCUCCCAUCUGUUUGUGUCGAUUCCAAAGGUUACUGAAGGGCCUCCAGACAUCGAAAGAAUAGGUAAAACUAAGACCAUAUCAGUUAGAGGAGAUGACUACAGCAGUCAGUGUACAGUUACAUUUGCUGAUAAAAAUGUCAAUAGUGCAUCAUAUGUAGUUUUUGUUGACAUUUGCUGA